UCCGCACCUCAGUGACUCAGUCUGCGUGUGGUGUUGAGUGUCUGUGGGCGUGUAGCGGCCUGACUCCUUGACUUGAUAGCGUACUGAAAGGAGAAAAAAUCAUUAGGAUAUACGUGGAUUAAACAGUGUAUUGAUUCUGUGUUGGAAGCGGUGAUCUAUUGUGACCUGCGCUGACCUGCACGAUGACCCGGCGGUGGACCCUGAUGCUGGCGGCCUUGGCGACGCUGUGUGGCGGCGCGCUGUCAGCAGAAGGAGAUGGCACGCAGCACCUCACUCGUUGCAUCAGGAUGGCCGAACCGUUGGUCAAGAGUCCAGAUUACAUUUUCCCGCUCACCACCAGGGACAUCGAAGCAGUGUGCAAGCUUUGGGAGAACUUCGUGUACUGCGUCAAGGAGUACGCCAUGACCCACCUGACGACGUCGCAGCAGCGGGAGUUCUACCAGGUGAUCGACAGCUCCAUCAAGUCUGCUAACGAGCUGUGCAUGAAUGAUCCCGAGUAUAUGAGAGCGUACCUGGGCAACGCGCCUUGCUUGAGAAGGGUAUCCACUAACAGUUCUCUCUGCGGGGGUCAGUACCGAUAUAUGGCGGAAGUGGUGCAAGGUCUAACGGCCACCGAUGCGCAAGUCUGCUGCGCCCACCUCAAGUUUCGGGAGUGCGUGUUGCAGAGAACGCCGCGAGAGUGUGACGGUACGGGAGGAGCUCCUGAGAACGGUCCGCCUUCACACUUCAUGCGUGCCUUACUAGACCGUGCCCUUGGUUACCUCCUGCAGAAAUGUCAGAACUUUGUCCCUAACUCGAGAGACUGCCCACCAGGAAACUUUGAAUCACUUUCCACCACCACCACCACCACUGUUGCUCCGGACAAGGCCACGGACACGGGACUGGACGGCGGUGGUGCUUUUGGCGGUGCGGGUACGAAUGUGGACAGCGGUGCGGGCAGUAAUGGUAAUUCCCACAACCAUCUCGGACCCGUGACACCGAGCAGCGUUCCCUCUCCAACCCACAGCAGCCCACACACACCACGCUUCACCUGGACCACGCCAAGCACCGCUCAAGUCACCUCUGAUCCGUCGCUGAGUCUCGCGGGCAACAGUCUCUUCGGGGCGGAAAGUCAGCAGUAUCGUGGCUCUGGGAAAGUUGUAGUGCCGUCCGUGACUCUUCUCUCUCUCUUUAUCUUCGUCCUAGCUUCCGUCUAAAUCGUGGUUGCGGCGCCUCGGGUUCUCUCUGUUCGUCUGUCCGUCCGUCCGU
Portunus trituberculatus (swimming crab) is the source of this 1248-nucleotide messenger RNA. RefSeq lists its product as uncharacterized. The transcript is spliced from 7 exons. NCBI's taxonomy places the organism in Eukaryota, Metazoa, Arthropoda, Malacostraca, Decapoda, Portunidae. The record is from RefSeq and is a predicted model, not a curated record. Bases 183 to 1196 code for a protein of 337 amino acids.